GAGCGAUCUUGCUAGUCUAUCCAUACACUCACUAUUGCCUGAACCUUUGGUUUUAAAAAGUAGCCUUGACUCUCUUUUAUUCAAUUUCCACUGUCUGCAUGCUGCCUUCUGAUCAAUUCAACAGCCCUGCUGCUUUGCCAUCCACUGCUCCCAAUGCAUUGGCAUUGCUGUCGGAUAUACAGGCUCAUGCCUCUGACAGUGCUUCUCAUGGCACAAUUGGUGUUGCUGGCGAUGAUGACUUUGACUAUGAAUCAUUACCAGAUUCAUCCAUGGCAAUAAAUCUGCUUGCUGGUGCAUUUGCUGGUAUCACUGAACAUGUUGUGACCUAUCCUAUGGAUGCCAUCAAGACCCGCAUGCAAUUUUUUAGCUCUACCCAACUGUAUUCGACGCUUGUCCAAUCUGUUGCCAGAGUCUAUACUACAGAAGGAUUUGGCGCGCUAUGGAGAGGAAUGUCAUCCGUUGUUUUGGGUGCUGGCCCCUCUCACGCUCUAUAUUUUUCGGUUUAUGAGCAUUUCAAAGGGAUUUUUCAUACUUGGGACAAUACUACUCAUCAGCAUAUGUCACAUGCUGCCGCAGGUGUCAUGGCCACUAUUGCUCAUGAUGGAUUUGCUACUCCAUUUGAUGUAAUCAAACAACGCAUGCAAAUGUCUCCAGUCAAUACCGGACUUUUUGCUUCUGGAAUGAACGUUUUUCGCACAGAGGGCAUUGGCGCCUUUUUUGUCUCAUACCCUACCACACUCAUGAUGUCCAUUCCAUAUCAGAUGAUCCAGUUCUCGACUUACGAAUAUUUUCGCAAAGUGCUAAAUCCAGCCGGCCAUUAUGAUCCUUAUUCACAUAUUGUAGCAGGAGCAAUCGCAGGUGGAGCCGCAAGUAUGGUCACUAAUCCACUAGAUGUAGCAAAAACACUUUUGCAAACGCGUGGACUUGCUUCGGACUCGGCAUUGCGGCAGGCAUCUGGAUUGAUUGAUGCAUUUAAAAUCAUUUACCAACGAAACGGAUUAGCUGGCUUUACUAGGGGCAUGCAGGCUCGCGUUGUUGCUAAUGCACCUGCUACUGCUAUAUGUUGGACCACUUACGAGUUUUUAAAGCGAACCAUCAUUACUUCAACAGCAUCCACCAAUACUUCCAACAUCACCGCCAGUUUAUAGCUGUAAGAUCCAAAUAAAGAAACCUUGGGUCCACUUUUUAGAUUCAAGUG
Molecule: messenger RNA, 1198 nt
Organism: Batrachochytrium dendrobatidis JAM81
Lineage: Eukaryota; Fungi; Chytridiomycota; Chytridiomycetes; Rhizophydiales
Exons: 5
Coding region: 270-1148 (292 amino acids)
Biological process (GO): iron import into the mitochondrion
Cellular component (GO): mitochondrial membrane
Molecular function (GO): ferrous iron transmembrane transporter activity
Source: RefSeq, a predicted model, not a curated record